Dipodomys ordii (Ord's kangaroo rat) is the source of this 704-nucleotide messenger RNA. RefSeq names its product nucleoside diphosphate kinase B. The transcript has 5 exons. Gene Ontology annotation, molecular function: nucleoside diphosphate kinase activity. Gene Ontology annotation, biological process: UTP biosynthetic process; CTP biosynthetic process; GTP biosynthetic process. NCBI's taxonomy places the organism in Eukaryota, Metazoa, Chordata, Mammalia, Rodentia, Heteromyidae. The record is from RefSeq and is a predicted model, not a curated record. Bases 110 to 568 code for a protein of 152 amino acids.
GGGGUCCUGGGCGGCCCCACCCCUCGCCCCUCCUCCGGGUGGUCGCUCUCGCCUUCCGGCUUUCGCUGCUGCCGCGAUCGGAUCUCCCCCUCCGCCUUCUCGAAGAGCCAUGGCUAACCUGGAGCGGACCUUCAUCGCCAUCAAGCCCGACGGCGUGCAGCGUGGCCUGGUGGGCGAGAUCAUCAAGCGCUUCGAGCAGAAGGGAUUCCGCCUGGUGGCCAUGAAGUUCGUGCGGGCUUCUGAGGAACACCUGAAGCAGCACUACAUUGACCUGAAAGACCGUCCCUUCUUUCCGGGGCUGGUGAAAUAUAUGAACUCUGGACCCGUGGUAGCCAUGGUCUGGGAGGGGCUGAAUGUGGUGAAGACUGGCCGAGUAAUGCUUGGAGAAACCAAUCCAGCAGAUUCUAAGCCAGGCACCAUUCGAGGGGACUUCUGCAUUCAAGUUGGCAGGAACAUCAUUCAUGGCAGUGACUCAGUAAAAAGUGCUGAGAAGGAAAUCAGCUUAUGGUUUAAGCCUGAAGAAUUGGUUGAUUAUAAGCCUUGUGCUCAUGACUGGGUCUAUGAGUAGAAGUGGACACAGCAGGGGUCCUGAUCACCUUUAGCAAAACACCUGAGUCCCUGGACCCAGCUCUCCGUUUUACUGACAGAAUGAUAUGAUGGAACUUUUCUAAAGCAUAUUUACCAAUAAAGCCUUUGGAACUAGG